Messenger RNA from Paramecium sonneborni, 1027 nucleotides. Lineage: Eukaryota; Ciliophora; Oligohymenophorea; Peniculida; Parameciidae. The record is from the annotation of a GenBank genome assembly.
AUGUUAUAAAUAAAAUUUGAUAAGUGGAUUAAAAUAAGAAUUGGUGAACCUAUUACUGCUUUUGAUGUAGAUAGUAAUAUGAUAAUUUUCGGAUCUAUAAGUGGGUAUAUUGGAUAAUACCUAUACAAUUAAAAUGAAUUGAGAUACAUUCCAGAUGUAUUAGAAGAGAUCAUUAGAGGAGUGAGUAUAUAAUUAUUUAAAUGAAAGCUAUUGAAUAAUAGGAUAGAGUAUAUAUAGUAGUGGGAGAUGUCUAUGGUUACAUAUUUGAUUAUUAAAUGAGGGGAAGUCAUUAAUGGAAAUUUGAAAGAACCCAUUCACCACCACUUUGUAGUUCUACAUUAUCUUUAUGUUAUAAAACGAAAGCAUUGUUGUUAUCAGUAGCACCAACAUAGAAUAAAGACAUUGGAGUAGACAUAUCAACUAAAAAGAAUAGUUUAUAUCUAUUUGAUCUUUAAACUUAAGAGAAUAAUACAUUUUAUGUUGAUAUGCCAUUACUAUAAGUUCCAUUUGAUUUCAAAGGAGAUCAAUUAUUAAUGUUAGAAUAUUUGAAGGAAGCAAAAAAGAAAUUGUCAAUUUUAUAUUUGAAUAAUUAACCUUAAGUGAACAUCUUAUUAGAUAUUGAUCCAAAGAUUGAAUAUAUAUCACAUGGCAGAUUUACAUAAAAUGGAAUCUUGUUUGUAGAAAAUCAUAAGAUUGUUAAAAUCUAUAAUCCACUAGAUAAGUAAUCAAAAGUCAUCAAAAUAACUAAACAAUAAAUUGUAGCUCUAGAUUAUCAUGAUAAUGAAAUAACUCUUUUGGAAUAUGAUGGAACAGUCACAUGUUUGGAAAAUGAAAAUUAAAAAGUUCAUUUUAAUAUUUUGAAGUAUUUACUAAUAUUAUAUUUUUAAGGGUUGUACAGAUCCCUUAAGAAUUAGUCAAACAUAAAUAUCUCUUUGAUAUGGGAUAUCCAUAUUACAUAAAGAAAAGAGAAAAGAGAAUCGUUAUUUCUCAUGAUUUGGGUUUGCUCUCUUUUACUUUAUUAAUGUGA